Molecule: messenger RNA, 534 nt
Organism: Morchella importuna
Lineage: Eukaryota; Fungi; Ascomycota; Pezizomycetes; Pezizales; Morchellaceae
Exons: 1
Coding region: 1-534 (177 amino acids)
Source: RefSeq, a predicted model, not a curated record
AUGUCACUCAGAGGUCGGUGGGCGGGGAUAACAAACACCGUACGGUGGCUCUGGUUUAUGCUCUUCUUAACCACCGUCGCUCUCAUUGUUGUACUCGGUCACAUCGCCUUCUUUGCCAACAAACACAAAGACACAUCCGACUGGAUGAUUAACUGCAUCCCAACUGAUGCCAGUCCCUUCAUCUCCGACGCCCAAGCCGCCAUCACUGAGCUCAGCACCAUGCCUGCUGAGCACUGCAGAGCGCUCGACCGCACCACCAUCAUCCUCUGCCACGGCACCGCCUGCAUAUCGCGUUUUGAGCCUAUCGAGGAGCGCCGUUUGAAGGAGAUAAAUGGUUACAAGAAACACCCCGAGUCGGAGCCUACGUGUAUGUUCUGGGCGAAUUGGCUGAAUAAAAUCGUUGAGAGGUCGGAGUGCCGGUCACCGGGCGGAUUAAGGGCGGAGGGGAGGAUUAUAAGAGGCAAUGAGGGGCAGUAUUUGUCAGAUGUGCGCUUGUUUAGCAAUACCACACUCGAGUGGACAUUUGGGCGGUGA